AUGGCAUUUUGGGCCAUCAAGAAGCUCACCUUUAAUAUGGAAGCCUCAGGGGAAGCAAGAAAGUUGCAAUUGCUAGAGCUAGAUGAAUGGAGAUUACAAGCAUACGAAAAUGCCAAGAUCUACAAAGAAAGCAUGAAGCGUUGGCAUGACCAUAGCAUUAGUAAGAAAGCUUUUGAAGUUGGCCAAAAAGUCUUGUUAUUCAACUCACGUCUAUGUUUGUUUCCAAGUAAACUAAAAUCAUGUUGGUCGGGACUUUUUAUUAUUAAGGAGAUCUACCCUCAUCGAAUGGUAGAGCUGACACAUGAAGAUGGGGCAAACACAUUCACAGUUAAUGGGCAAAGGAUCAAGACGGAUUUUGAAGGUAAUUUUGAUCGUGAAAAAAUCUCCAUCAAUCAGGGAAACCCUGAAUAA
Messenger RNA from Benincasa hispida (wax gourd), 411 nucleotides. The record is from RefSeq and is a predicted model, not a curated record. NCBI's taxonomy places the organism in Eukaryota, Viridiplantae, Streptophyta, Magnoliopsida, Cucurbitales, Cucurbitaceae.